Messenger RNA from Propithecus coquereli (Coquerel's sifaka), 1679 nucleotides. It is a transcript of the gene PHAX, whose product is annotated as phosphorylated adaptor for RNA export. Bases 384 to 1568 code for a protein of 394 amino acids. Gene Ontology annotation, cellular component: nucleus. Lineage: Eukaryota; Metazoa; Chordata; Mammalia; Primates; Indriidae. The transcript is spliced from 5 exons. The record is from RefSeq and is a predicted model, not a curated record. Gene Ontology annotation, biological process: snRNA export from nucleus.
GUGUCCAUGCAUACGGAGGGUCGAUUGUACUGCCUGAAAGGCUGCCCUGGAAGCCGCACGUAGAGUGGAUUGUGGAGGAGCAAGAAUGGAAGCAGGGAGGUCGUUCAGAGCAUCCAGGUGACAGGUGUGAGGCCAAGGGAGGAAACCCAGACGACCGCGGUCCGUGCACAUACUUAGUUUGCACGAAAACAAACUUUGGAAGAAAAGUGUUGAAGUUACCGGGAAUCCAUUUUCCUGGGGUAGCUCGAAUAUUUGCAAAGCUGACGCGUUCUCGCUCAGUUGUGACCGCGCGGGGGCACUCGAGGAGCCUCCGGGGGGGCGGGCCUUCCUGCCGCGCCGGAAGUGCUCUCUCGCCUCUCCCCUCCACGCCGUGCCGCGCGAAGAUGGCGCUGGAAGCCGGAGACAUGGAAGAUGGACAGCUUUCCGACUCGGAUUCCGACAUGACGGUCGCGCCCAGCGACAGGCCGCUGCAGGUGCCGAAAGUGCUAAGUGGGGAUAGUGCUGUGAGGACCUUUCAGAGUACCGCAACAGCGUGUGCACCAGUGUCCCAUUAUCGGACUGUUAAAAGUGUGGAUUCAAGUGAAGAGAGUUUUUCUGAGUCAGAUGAUGAUAGCUCUCUUUGGAAACGCAAGCGACAGAAAUGUUUCAACCCUCCUCCUAAACCAGAGCCUUUUCAGUUUGACCAGAGCAGUGAGAAACCUCCUGUUGCUGGUGGAAAGAAGGUUAACAACAUAUGGGGUGCUGUGCUUCAGGAACAGAAUCAAGAUGCAGUGGCCACUGAACUUGGUAUCUUGGGGAUGGAGGGCACUAUCGACAGAAGCAGAGAAUCCGAGACCUACAAUUAUUUGCUCGCUAAGAAACUUAAGAGGGAAUCUCAAGAGCAUACGAAAGAAUUAGACAAGGAACUAGGUGUAUAUAUGCAUGGUGACAAAAAAAUAGGAUCAAAGGAAGAGGAAAAUGGGCAAGGUCAUCUCAAAAGGAAACGACCUGUCAAAGACAGACUAGGGUCCAGAGUGGAAAUGAACUAUACAGGCCGCUAUGAGAUCACAGAGGAAGAUUCUCAAGAGAAAGUAGCUGAUGAAAUUUCUUUCAGGUUACAGGAACCAAAGAAAGAUCUGAUAGCCCGAGUAGUGAGGAUUAUUGGGAACAAAAAGGCAAUCGAACUUCUGAUGGAAACUGCUGAAGUUGAACAAAAUGGUGGUCUCUUUAUAAUGAAUGGUAGUCGAAGAAGAACACCAGGUGGAGUUUUUCUGAAUCUCCUGAAAAACACUCCUAGUAUCAGCGAGGAACAAGUUAAGGACAUUUUCUACAUUGAAAAUCAAAAGGAAUAUGAAAAUAAAAAAGCUGCUAGAAAGCGGAGAACACAAGUGUUGGGGAAAAAGAUGAAACAAGCUAUUAAAAGUCUAAAUUUUCAAGAAGAUGAUGAUACAUCACGAGAAACUUUUGCAAGUGACACAAAUGAGGCCCUGGCCUCUCUUGAUGAGUCACAGGAAGGACACGGAGAGGCCAAGUUGGAUGCAGAGGAAGCCAUUGAAGUUGAUCAUUCUCAUGAUGUGGACAUCUUUUAAGUAUAUUUUGGACAUUUUGAGGAAUAAACCUUUCUAAAAUAACAUUGUAAUAAAACAUUUCUACUGAGAUUGCUACAUUUUAGUUUGCACUGAUAAACCUGAGAAUCUGGA